CAGAGCGGCGAGCCCGGCUGCCGCGUCCGCGCCAACACUGGGGAGCAGCCCCGGGGAGCGGCGCGGCGGAGCGCGCCCCUGAACCACAGGAGCACGUGUGCCCGGGAGAAUGGCGCUGACACCAGCCCCGCAAAGCCAGACUCUGCAGCGGGAACGUGGGCCGCCGCGGAGCUCGUCGAGGUCCCCGAAGCCGCCAGGCCCGACGCGCUCCGGAGACAGCCCCUAACCCGCACGCACACCUGCCGCGGAAACGCCGGCCGCCGGAAACAGGAGCCGGAAGUGCCCCGGAGGGCGGGCCUUCCCGCGAAAACCGCCGGCCGGAACUGCCACGAGGUCCCGCCCACCGGCGGAAGUGUGGGUUGCCGGGCAACCGAAGUGGGCGCCUUCGGCUGGCUCAGGGCUCCCUGGAGCAAGCCGAGCCUAGCUCCCACCUCUUGUCCCGGCAACCUCCCGCCCCGCCCGCCGUCCUUCUUGCCGCCUCUUCUAGCGUCGCGGAAUCCUUGCCCUUGGCACCACGGACACGUCUCCGGCUCCCACCACCACGUCGCGCCCACCUGCUUGAAAGCCAGUUUCCAGCCGAAGCGGAGCGACCCGGCCCCCCGCGUGGCGUCCAGGCUCUCGGGCCGCACCUCCCCCGCCAUGGGCACCUACACCUACACCAGCCGGCCCCGGGCCCUGCCCUGCCAGCGCCGCCGCUACAGGGACAGCCUGACGCAGCCAGCUGAAGAACCUAUACAUUAUGGAAACAUAAUGUAUGACAGAAGGGUGAUCCGAGGCAAUACUUAUGCUGUACAGACAGGACCAUUGCCUGGGCAGCCUGAUCCUAUAGAGAUUCAGAGACAGCAGCAGGCUAAGAGGAGGGCUCUUGCAAGAAAACGAGCCCAAGAACAGCUCAGACCACGAACCCCCGAACCUGUGGAAGGCAGAAAGCAUGUGGAUGUGCAAACAGAAAUAUACCUUGAAGAAAUUGCUGACCGCAUAAUAGAAGUUGAUAUGGAAUGCCAAACAGAUGCAUUUUUGGAUAGACCACCAACACCACUCUUUAUUCCUGCCAAAACUGGCAAAGAUGUGGCCACCCAAAUACUAGAAGGAGAGCUCUUUGACUUUGAUCUGGAAGUAAAACCAAUGUUAGAAGUUCUGGUGGGGAAGACCAUUGAGCAGUCUCUUCUGGAAGUAAUGGAAGAAGAAGAGUUGGCUAACCUGAGGGCCACUCAGUAUGCAUAUGAAGAGUUACGCAAUGUUGAACUAGCUGAAGUUCAGCGACUUGAAGAGCAAGAGAGACGACACAGAGAAGAAAAAGAGCGUCGGAAGCAACAGCAGUGGGAGGUGGUGUACAAGCACAACGAGACCUCGCAGAAGGUUGCGGCUCGGGUGUUCGCACAGCGUUACCUGGCAGACCUCCUCCCGUCCGUGUUUGGCAGUCUCAGGGACGGUGGCUACUUCUUUGAUCCCAUCGAACGAGAUAUUGAGAUAGGAUUCCUUCCAUGGCUAAUGAAUGAAGUUGACAAAACCAUGGAAUACAAUAUGGUGGGAAGAACAGUGCUUGACAUGUUGAUUCGUGAGGUGGUCGAGAAGAGACUGGCUAUGUAUGAGCAUAAGGAGGACCAGCCUCCAUUUGUGCAGUCUGAGGAUGGGUUCAGUGGCCCCAGAGCAAUGAGAGAAUCCCUGAUGGGUGAUGAAUUCCAUGAACAAAGUGCAUCACAGUCACAGAGGGUACUUCAGGCCAGAGACUCCCUGCAAAGAACACCAAGCAACAGAAGGUAUAUGGAGAAUGUGUCAUCCCAAGAAAGGAAGCUUACGGAAGAAGAAGAUGAUGAACAAACAGAAAGGAAUAUCUCAGGGAGAGAACUAUUAUAACUAAGGGGAACUCUCGAGCCACGACCACUCAGCGGCCAGGCAGCAGUGCCAGCAAUCAGGUAACGAUGUGUAGGUCCCCUCAGCCCAUGGAAAUUAUGUUGUAUUUACCCAACAUGUUUUUUUGUCUAAUGGACUGGGCAAAUCAAAUAUGUUGAAAUAAUAAAACUAAUUAAAAUUAAAAUUCAUUUAU
Canis lupus familiaris (dog) is the source of this 2047-nucleotide messenger RNA. It is a transcript of the gene RSPH3, whose product is annotated as radial spoke head 3. The annotation marks the transcript as partial. The record is from RefSeq and is a predicted model, not a curated record. NCBI's taxonomy places the organism in Eukaryota, Metazoa, Chordata, Mammalia, Carnivora, Canidae. Gene Ontology annotation, cellular component: cilium. The transcript has 8 exons.